This is a messenger RNA of Pseudovirgaria hyperparasitica, 2243 nucleotides long. Its product is annotated as FAD/NAD(P)-binding domain-containing protein. Gene Ontology annotation, molecular function: NADP binding; flavin adenine dinucleotide binding; N,N-dimethylaniline monooxygenase activity. The transcript is spliced from 3 exons. The coding region runs from base 224 to 2128 and encodes 634 amino acids. Lineage: Eukaryota; Fungi; Ascomycota; Dothideomycetes; Acrospermales; Acrospermaceae. The record is from RefSeq and is a predicted model, not a curated record.
CUACGAUGGCGGGCUUGGGUCCACGAGCUGUCGGCGAACCAUGUGCUAACGGUGUUGCGGACGUGACGCCGUGACGCGCUAAUGGACCAUAUGUAGACAUCGCUCGCUUUUAGGCUGCUUUGUCACCGUCUUCCGUUCAACUUCUCCCGUCUCUUUCCCUCAGCCUCAGGGAAGUCGAUUCACUUCAGUCAGUCAGUAAACCUCACGUCUGCCCGCCUUGAAAAUGACGCUCAAGGGAACGAAUCCAGAGACUAUACAUAGGGUCAAUGGCUAUGGCAAGGAUAGCUACACCUAUAUUCCCGUCGUUGUGGUCGGUGGUGGCGAGAGUGGUAUUGCGAUGGGCUGUAGGCUGAAGCAGAAGCUGGGAUUCGACCAGUUCCGCAUCUACGAUCGGCAGAGUGGUGUUGGAGGUACCUGGUGGAUCAAUCGGUAUCCGGGCGUGGCUUGCGACAUUCCGUCCAUUCUAUACUCUUUCUCCUUCGCGCAGAACCCGAAUUGGACUUCCUUCUUUCCCCCGGGCCCGGAGAUGCAGCGGUAUCUUGGAGACGUGUGCGCCAAGUUUCAGAUCGAGGACAAGAUACAGUGCAACGUGGAUGUGGAGUACUGCAGGUGGCUGGAGGAAGAGAAGCUCUGGGAGGUUGAGCUGAAGCACCUCGUCCCCGGCGUGGGCGAUUUGGGCGCCAAGGCAAGACAAGCGCUCAUUGAUCGGGACGGUCCUCAGGCAGUUGUGGUUGGGCGUGAGACUGUUCGCUGCAAGGUUCUUGUCAGUGCCGUUGGAGGACUGGUGGAGCCGCGAUCGUGGCCUGAGAAUAUCCCCGGCAUUGAGGACUUCAAGGGCCCGGUCUUCCAUUCGGCACGAUGGGAAGAGCACCACGACUUCAAGGAUAAGGAUAUCAUUGUUAUGGGCACGGGAUGUAGCGCGGCGCAGCUGGUCCCCAAGCUCACGAAGGAGCCCUAUAAUGCGAAGAGCGUCACUCAGCUCAUGAGGAGUCCUCCCUGGGUCAGUCCCCGCACUGUGCCUCCGGGCGGCAACGAGGCCUUCGCAAAGUACGCGCCGAAGCUGUUCAAUAACGUGCCGGGACUACAGAACGCCCUGCGGAAGGUUGUAGCUGCCGUAGUAGAGUAUGACUUCCGGUACUUCCGCGGAGACGACUUCGCGGCAAAAGAGCGAGCGAGGUAUGAGGAGAGACUGCGACGGCACAUCAAGAAGACGACUCCGGAGAAGUAUCACGAGAUCUUGACGCCGAAUUACGGUGUUGGGUGUAAGAGGAGGAUUUUCGACGCGACCUGGUACCCGGGUCUGAAUGAUCCCAAGAUUGAAGUGACGACGCAGCCCCUGACACAUGUGCACGAGCAUACUGUUACUAUCGGGCCUGGCCGGACUUAUCCUGAUCCCAAGGACACCUCAUCGAAGGCUCCGAUGGAUAAGAAGGAGAUUCCGGCUGAUAUGAUUAUCAUGGCGAACGGCUUCGAUACAACAGUCUGGCUUCAUCCGUUGGUCGUAAAGGGGCGCAACGGAGUCGAUCUUCUACAGCAGAUGCAAGAUCGCGGUGGCCCACAACUAUACCAAGGCACAGCCAUGGACGAAUUCCCCAACUUCUUUGCCAUUUUCGGACCAAACACCGCGACGGGUCACACUUCUGUCAUUCUGGCCACGGAAAACAUGGUAAACUACAGCUUAAAGUUCAUCAAGGGCAUCCUCAACGGCGACAUCGAGCAAGCCGAGAUCAAGAAAGAGGCCGAAAUCGACUACACGACGAAACUGCAGAAGAAGCUGAAGACGAUGGUGUGGCAGUCAGGGGGAUGCCAUAGCUGGUACUUCAUGGAGAACGGAUGGAACCCGACGGUGUACCCUUGGUCGCAGAUACGGUUCACGUACCGCUGCAUGUUUCCGAGAUGGCGCGACUGGAACAUCAAGUACACGACCAAGGGACUGUGGAAGCUGAGACUGCAGGCCAUCUUCAGGCUUCUGGCGAUUACAAGCACGAUUGCUGUGCUGCUCAAGAUGCGAAGUAUGGGCUUGGAUAGUUUGGAGAGUAUCAAGUCAGUGGCUGGGUUUGCCCUGCAGAUGGGGGUCGCACGCGGGAUAUCUUCCUUGAAGUCAGUACAAGCCUCCCUGCAGGCUUGAAAGAUGACGGUUAGAGAGCCGAGGAAGCGUUCAUGAUGCCUGUGUAGAUGCACAUAGAGUAGUAUGACUGUAGUAAAACAUAUAAUGCGAUGAAUCAUACCAGUUUCAGACGGCC